AUGGUGCUGAUGGACUUGAUUAAGAAGGGUCAUCCAGAGCCAGAUAAAAAGAUUGGGGGAGGGGUUAGUGCUUUUCAGGUGCGGUACCAUCCUAUGUGGAAAAGUAGGUGCUUCUUCCUCAUAAGGGAUGAUGAGUCUUUGGAUGAUUUUAGCUUCAGGAAGUGUGUAGAUCAUAUACUUCCCUUGCCAGAAGAGAUGAAGUUAAAAUCUGAUGUCAACAAGGCCUUAGGUGGUGGUAAAGGUCAUGGUCAAAGAGGUGGUGGUCAUGGUGGAAGAGGUGGUGGGCGUGGCCGUGGAAGAGGGGCACCUGAUGCAGCGACUAAUACAGCCCUGAUGCACCCCCUGAUGCAGCAGCUGAUGCACCCUGAUGCAGCACCUGAUGCACUCUGA
This is a messenger RNA of Quercus robur (English oak), 390 nucleotides long. Its product is annotated as protein EMBRYO DEFECTIVE 514-like. Lineage: Eukaryota; Viridiplantae; Streptophyta; Magnoliopsida; Fagales; Fagaceae. The record is from RefSeq and is a predicted model, not a curated record. The coding region runs from base 1 to 390 and encodes 129 amino acids. The transcript is spliced from 2 exons. Gene Ontology annotation, biological process: chloroplast organization; chloroplast rRNA processing. Gene Ontology annotation, cellular component: chloroplast.